AUAGUCUGCCGUGGAUCGUCGGACCGUUCAGUCUUUUGUGUCGUUCAGUAUCAACCGAUUCGUGUGAUCGACAGCAACGCUCACAAUUUUUUUUGCCUUUUUUUUCAUAUUCCUUGAAGUAAAUCAAAACACAAAUCAAAAUGGCUGAUGAUGAGAAAAAGGCAGCAGCUGCGCCGGCGCCAGCGGCUAACGGUAAAGCAGCAGCGGCACCUGCAGCGGCGGCACCUGCAGCAGCCGCUAAUGGCAAAGCCGGCAGCGGCAGCGCCCAGCGGCCAAUGGAAAAGCGCGGCCCCAGCAGCGGCACCUGCUGGCCCGCCCAAGGAUCCCAAUGAUCCCAAAGUGAAGGCCGAGGAGGCUAAGAAGGCAAAGCAGGCUGAGAUCGAGCGCAAGCGUGCUGAGGUGCGCAAGCGCAUGGAGGAAGCCUCCAAGGCUAAGAAGGCCAAGAAGGGUUUCAUGACCCCAGAAAGGAAGAAGAAACUCCGGUUGUUGCUCCGCAAGAAAGCCGCUGAGGAAUUGAAGAAAGAACAGGAACGCAAAGCGGCUGAACGUAGACGCAUCAUUGAAGAACGUUGCGGCAGCCCCAGAAAUCUCAGCGAUGCCAGCGAAGAUACACUACAAAAAGUUUGUCAGGAUUAUUACAAUAAGAUACUCAAAUUGGAAUCUGAGAAAUAUGAUGUCGAGCACGAGGUAGCCAGAAAGGAAUUUGAGAUCAACGAUCUCAAUGCCCAAGUUAACGAUCUUCGUGGCAAGUUCGUUAAGCCAGCUCUGAAGAAGGUCUCCAAAUACGAAAACAAAUUCGCCAAGCUGCAGAAGAAGGCCGCUGAAUUCAACUUCCGCAACCAAUUGAAGGUCGUCAAGAAGAAGGAAUUCACAUUGGAGGAGGAAGAGAAGGAGAAGAAACCCGACUGGUCCAAGGGCAAACCCGGCGAUGCCAAGGUAAAGGAGGAGGUUGAGGCCGAAGCUUAAGUGUCCACGCCCACGUAGUGUCCACUGUACCCGUGACUCCCGCCCUAAACAAUAAUAAUUCAGAAUUCAAAUGCGCAAUAAAUAUAUAUAAUUAUAUAUCUGAA
This is a messenger RNA of Drosophila busckii, 1070 nucleotides long. It is a transcript of the gene wupA, whose product is annotated as troponin I. Gene Ontology annotation, biological process: muscle contraction. The coding region runs from base 148 to 966 and encodes 272 amino acids. The transcript is spliced from 9 exons. Gene Ontology annotation, cellular component: troponin complex. NCBI's taxonomy places the organism in Eukaryota, Metazoa, Arthropoda, Insecta, Diptera, Drosophilidae. The record is from RefSeq and is a predicted model, not a curated record.